CUUCCAACUUCCAAAAUGUACUCGUUCGGCUAUUGGAAGCGAACCAGGUAUAUGCAAUACCUAUCAGUGUUUAUUGCCUCACUGGUUUCUUCGUCCGGUUCCAUGCACUUGUCUUGGUCUUCUCCAGUAAUACCUCAGUUAACAUUUUUUUCUUCAGCGGAGAUCUCGUGGAUUGUGUCAUUUGUAUCCUUGGGAUCAAUACCAGGAUCGAUACUUGGAGGGUUGCUAUUGAAUAAGAUCGGCAGGAAGAAAACCAUUCUGUUGACUACCGUUUUUCUCUUUUUGCCGUGGGUUGCUAUAGCACUAUCCACUGACGCGGUCGUUUUUAUGAUCGCGCGUUUUUUGGGAGGAAUUGGGAUGGCUUUCGCGUCCAUUACUGUUCCGGUGUACAUCGGUGAAAUAGCCGACAAGGAUAUUAGGGGAAGGCUGGCAUUGGUUUAUACACUUUUGGCGACGUCUGGAACUGUGCUCACGUUAUCUGUGGGACCCUAUAUAUCGUAUAAGUGGUUAAGCGUGUUAGGGGCCGCUGUUCCGCUAGUUUGUGCCCUGGCGCUGUUGCCAUUUCCCGAGUCGCCCUACUACCUGCUUCAAGUAGACAAGAGAGUGGCCGCGCGGGAAAGUUUAACUCGAUUAGCUGCAAAAACCGAAAAUUGCGAAGCCAUCGAGAACCGUUUUUUACAAAUUGAGAAAAUAAUAGCGGAUCAAAAUAGAGGGCGAAAAUCUAUAAAAGAUAUUAUAUGGAAUAAGGAUUUCAGAAAAUCCUUAUUAAUAGUACUUGGUUUAAAAACGAUUCAGCAGUUAAGUGGAUUGUACGGUAUAAAAGCCUACAUGGAAACUAUUAUGCAGCUAAGUCAGACGGAUAUAUCACCUCAACUAUCCAGUGUCAUUUUUGGAUCGUCGCAAAUACCUUCCGUGCUAAUUUCCGCGUUAUUGAUCGAUAAACUGGGCCGAAAGCCACUAAUGAUCGUAUCGACGAUAGGAUGCGCGAUAGGCCUCAUCUGCGAAGGAGUAUAUUUUUAUUUGGAUUAUUUGGGGAACAUCGACCUAUCGUCUGUCAACUGGUUACCCACAUUUGGCUUAACACUGUUCCACAUUAUGGUCUCAUUUGGUGUAAGCUCUUUGCCUUACGUACUGUACGGUGAAAUGUUCAUCACAAGUGCAAAAGGAGUAGCUGGAACCAUAUUACACAUGUACAGUGGAUGUCUUACGUUUGUUGUCAUGAAGUCAUUUGGUCCCGCUGUAGAGGCGCUUGGGAUUUACGUCGUGUUUUGGAUGUUUGCCGGCGUGUGCCUUCUGGGAACUCUCUUUGGUAUUUUCGUAUUGCCCGAAACAAAAGGAAAAGCACUUAGUGAAAUUCAAGAUUUAAUAAACAAGUGAUACAAAAUGAAUAGAUCCAAAUUAUAAAUAUGACACAAAAAUAACGUAGGAUAUGUAUUCGUCUUCAUCAUGAAAAGUAUUCAUAUAAAACUUUUACAUAAAA
Molecule: messenger RNA, 1480 nt
Organism: Photinus pyralis (common eastern firefly)
Lineage: Eukaryota; Metazoa; Arthropoda; Insecta; Coleoptera; Lampyridae
Product: facilitated trehalose transporter Tret1-like
Exons: 6
Coding region: 16-1377 (453 amino acids)
Biological process (GO): transmembrane transport
Cellular component (GO): membrane
Molecular function (GO): transmembrane transporter activity
Source: RefSeq, a predicted model, not a curated record